AUGGAUUCACGGACAAUAUGUAACAAGUCUGCGCCAGUACUGGUGUCCACAUCCCUAGAAGGUCUAGAAAUUGGCGUCCCUCCUCCAAGAUAUUUGCAUCCAGCCCGGCUCGACAAGCCCUUACCCAAGCUCCCGGAUCGAACAUCCAGCACCUGCAGCACUGAAGCUACUAUUGACAUUAAUGAUUACACCGAGAAACCCCUGGACCACGACGAUCAUCUGGUGUUAGGAAGCAAACGAUCAAAAUUCGACAUCGACUCGGACACAGCAUCAACACGCUUCUACCGCCAACAAAAAGUGGCUCAUCGAAACUCGCUAAAUACGCGUGCAAGUGAUAGAUCCUCAAUCUGGUUCAAUGCCUUUUUGACAGAAGAGCAGCACGGUGGUGGGAUGCAUUUAGCGAGGGCGAAUCAUUAUUUCCGGGAGAAGAAGUGGGAAAUCUUUCCUGAGUUGGGACCCCAGGCUGCUAGGCGUGAUGCUUCAUUGCCUACCACUACAAAAUCACCGAGAAGAGGUCGACCACGGCUUGCAAAGGGAUUUAGCAGACAGCAGCUGUCUCAGGGACAGCUGUUUGGUAUCGAUCUCAAGCCGGUUGCUAGUCAUAUACAACAUACGGUAGUGGCCAAGACCUCAAGAUUACGAUUACGAAUGAUGUCUCUCGACGAGAAAGAAGAGGAAGAAGAAAUUACGCGAGAGAUGACUCGAUUAUCCCGCAAUGGCUCCUCAUAUUCGUCAUCCAAAGAUUCCGACAAAACUCUGGUCAACAACGCAAUCGAAUUGGUCGAAAGCCCGAAUACAUCAAAACCCAGUUUUGCCAACGUUCGACAACGCAUGCGAGACAUGUCGCCAUGGAUCGUUACUACACGCUCCGAACUCGAAGAAGAGUCCAUAGCACCAUGGAAAACAACCUCAACAGCUGUCCUCAACAGCGUCUCUCAUGUAGGGACCAGGCUAUCGGCAGCGGCAACGACAAGGUCUCGAAGCUGCAGCCAGCCUACUUCCCCUGCAUCCGGACUCGGACAACACACUAGCAACGACUCUGUUGACAUAUCAUCUGCAAACGAAUCCCUACCAGUAGUCCGAGUGGUAACUAAAAAACCAACCCUAUCUAUCCAAACCCAGUUUCAUGUGUCAUCACCACCAACUGCAGAAAGAGGGGAUGUAUCAGUGAUAUCCAUCCCCGAUUACGCCAGACACAUUCGCACCAAAAGCAAAGACAAAACAAAAAGUACUAUGGUAUUUGUUGCAGCUGCCUACGACGGCGCAAAGCAGAAGAUUGCGGAUGUGCAGGCUGCGCGCAGAAGGGCAGAGAUUAAGAAGCAGAUUCGUCUUGUAGGGCCGAUUGAUCAGUACCCUGAUGGGUCUUUUCAUCAGUGGAUUUGA
Talaromyces marneffei is the source of this 1383-nucleotide messenger RNA. RefSeq lists its product as uncharacterized. NCBI's taxonomy places the organism in Eukaryota, Fungi, Ascomycota, Eurotiomycetes, Eurotiales, Trichocomaceae. Bases 1 to 1383 code for a protein of 460 amino acids. The record is from RefSeq and is a predicted model, not a curated record. The transcript has a single exon.